Messenger RNA from Emiliania huxleyi CCMP1516, 783 nucleotides. RefSeq lists its product as hypothetical. The record is from RefSeq and is a predicted model, not a curated record. The transcript is spliced from 3 exons. Lineage: Eukaryota; Haptophyta; Isochrysidales; Noelaerhabdaceae. Bases 1 to 783 code for a protein of 260 amino acids.
AUGACAUCUGAAAACCGCGCCGGCGGCCCUGGGAAGUUCGACACCGCGUCGACGUCCAACAGCCUCUCCUACGCAGAGAAUCACGCCACUUGCCGCCGGUCCUGCGACGUCGACGCACUCUGCGUCGGCUACAGCUUUUACGCUCCGCUCCGCUACGGAGGUCAGAAGCUCGACGGGACGGUGCGGACGGGGUACGAGACCGUGGCGCCCGUCGUCAAGGAGCUGGAGAAGGAGCUGGGCGCGCUGCUCCCUGAGCGGUGGGCCCAGAAGGUCGACGAACACGGGAGCGCGGUGCGCGAGUGGAGCCUGCGCCCCCUCGGCGACUCGCUAAAGCUAAACUUGGACGACCGGAACCGGACAUCCACUCCGAGUGCUCUCCCCCCUCUCCUUCGCGAUCUCGCUAAAGCUAGACUUGGCCAAACCAUCCUCGCCAGUUCCCCGCUGAAGUUGGCGCUGGGAGUAGCCGUGUGGCUCUUCCUGGCGCUCUGCUUCUACCGCUGCUGCUGCCGGCGGCGCAAGCCGCCUCACAAGCGGCUCGUGGUUCUGGAGCCCGACGAGGAGGAGGCGCGGGGCGGCAAGCCGAGUCGGCGGCGGUCGAAGCGCCCCUCCGAUGCCAUGCCGUUCUUGCCCUCAAACCGGUCCGCAGCGGAGCUGGAGCUGGCGGAGCAGGUGGCGGAUCUGGAGCGGCGCCUCGCCGUGAGCAAGGCCACAGAACUGGCGGAGCAGGUGGCGGAGCUGGAGCGGCGCCUCGCCGUGAGCAAGGCCACAAGGCCGGAAGUAUAG